AGUGACUGUUCUUCUCCUGCAGCGCAACGGCACGCGGAGCUUUAACGGCAAAUACACUUUAAUGAAACGCCAUGGAAAACGAGGCGCAGAUCCAGAUCCAAGAGGCCAUUAAGACCCAAGGAGAAGUGGUUCGGAAGUUAAAAUCGGAGAAGGCCAGCAAGGAGCAGUGCUAGGGUUGCUUACUGCUUUUCUCCUGUUCUUCCUGCCUGGCCCUUGACGACCCUGGCUUGCCUUCAUCAUCAUCAUCGUCUACUUACCGUCUGGGGGACAUCUCUGCUCAACUCCCUUCCUGGUUUUUCCUAUGUGGACCUCUCUGAUUGGCUGCCGGACAACAUUUUGUUGCACCUAUGAUAUUCUCCUGAAUCCGGAUUUUUUGGACUGAAUUUUUCCUGGUUCUCCUGCGGUGACCAUCAUGCUGGCCGUGUCUUGUGUCCGGGCCUGCUCCCGCGCAUUUCGGUCUGCGACUCCCAUGCGACCCGUGCAUUCUGCUGUUGGGAUCACGGUGGCUCAGAUUGAUGAAGAAGUAGCCAAACUGCUGGAGCUGAAGGCUAAGUUAGGAGGAGAUGAUGGGAAACAUCAGUUUGUUCUCAAAACAGCAAAGGGAACGAGGGACUACAACCCCAAGCAGAUGGCCAUUAGAGAGAAAGUCUUCAACACCGUCGUCGCCUGCUUCAAGCGCCACGGAGCAGAGACCAUCGACACUCCGGUUUUUGAACUAAAGGAAACGCUGACGGGGAAAUAUGGAGAAGAUUCCAAACUCAUCUAUGAUCUUAAAGACCAGGGAGGAGAGCUGCUGUCCCUCAGAUACGACCUCACUGUGCCCUUUGCACGCUACCUGGCCAUGAACAAGAUUACAAACAUCAAGCGCUACCACAUAGCUAAGGUCUAUCGGCGUGACAACCCAUCCAUGACCCGUGGGCGUUACAGAGAAUUUUACCAGUGUGAUUUUGACAUAGCAGGCCAGUAUGAUGCCAUGAUCCCAGAUGCUGAGUGUCUCAAGAUAGUUCAUGAGAUUCUCAGUGAGCUGGAGCUCGGAGACUUCCGCAUUAAGGUCAAUGACAGGCGCAUCCUCGAUGGGAUGUUUGCUGCUUGCGGCGUUCCAGAUGACAAGUUUCGAACGAUCUGCUCAACGGUGGACAAACUAGACAAGAUGUCCUGGGAGGAUGUGAAGAACGAGAUGGUGAAUGAGAAAGGAUUGUCGGAGCAGGCUGCAGAUCUGAUUGGGGAGUUCGUCAGCAUGCAGGGGGGACGGGACCUAGCUGAGCGUCUCCUUCAGAACCCCAGACUGUCCCAGAAUAAGCUGGCCUGCAGCGGCCUGUCGGAUGUCAAGCUUCUCUUCAGUUACCUGGAGCUCUUCCAGGUCACAGACAAGGUGGUGUUUGACCUGAGCCUGGCCCGCGGUUUGGAUUAUUAUACCGGACUCAUUUAUGAAGCAGUACUAACUCAAGCAGGGCUGUCUGGUGACACCCUAAACGGGGCAGAGGACAGCGUGAGUGUGGGCAGCGUGGCUGGGGGGGGCAGAUAUGAUGGUCUGGUGGGAAUGUUUGACCCCAAGGGUAGGAAGGUCCCAUGUGUUGGAGUAAGCUUCGGAAUCGAGAGGAUUUUUACCAUCAUGGAGCAAAAGGCUGAGUCCUCAGCAGACAAGGUCCGUACGACAGAGGUUCAGGUCUUGGUGGCAUCUGCUCAGAAGAACCUGCUGGAGGAGCGACUCAAGCUGGUCACUGAUCUGUGGAAGGCUGGAAUAAAGGCGGAGGUGAUGUAUAAGAAGAACCCCAAACUGCUCAGCCAGCUGCAGCACUGUGAGGAGUCUGGGAUCCCACUGGUGGCCAUACUGGGAGAACAGGAGCUGAAGGACGGUGUGGUCAAACUCCGCGUGGUGGCAACCAGAGAGGAGGUGGAUUUCUCCCGAGCCGAUCUCAUCAGGGAGAUCAGGAGGAGAACUUCCGAGGCCUAACUGUGGCUGUGCCAAAGCUUUUCCUAAAGUCCUGAUCUGGUCUUUGGUAAAGGAUGAUGGACCUGAGUGCAGCCAUAAAGACUGGCAUGGCUCAACGAGGAGCGUGCAACGCUCAUAUCGGUCCCCCCCCCCCCCGCUGUAACAGAAGCUCCAGAAGAGUCAGUCAGCGACGCAGCUUCCCUGAAAUGUAAACGCUUUGGAUCAAAGACUUUCACACUUCACUGUUCAGUCACUUCUUCUGGUGACCUGAUCUUUUCAUUAAACUGUGUCCAGAAAAUCCCGUCUACAUUUUCACUUGGAGAAUUGAGGAAUAAUUGAUCUGUUUCAUUAACUUUUAGCUUGGACUCUUUUUUUUUUUUUUUGCCUCAAAGAGGAUUUUGGAAUAAACAUUUUGACACAUUGCUGGGCUUCACUCCUGAGACCCUGCAGUCAGGCUAAACUAAUGUGUCUUGCUCUACAACAAAAGCAAGUAUGCAGAAGCUUUAAAUGGGCUGACGCAGAAGCGAUAUCGUGAAAAAUUACAGUGCAUCCGCAAAGUCUUCAUUGUGCUUCACUUAAUCCACUGUUUUGUUUAUGUUACGGCCUCCUUCCAAAAUGGAUUAAAUUCAUUUUGCCCAUGAAGUUCAACACACAACAUCCCAUAAUGAUAAAGUGAAAAAAGUGUCUUUGAAGUUGUUGCAAAUAUAUUAAAAAUAAAAAAAAAACGUGAUAAAUCACAUGAACAUAA
Molecule: messenger RNA, 2681 nt
Organism: Nothobranchius furzeri (turquoise killifish)
Lineage: Eukaryota; Metazoa; Chordata; Actinopteri; Cyprinodontiformes; Nothobranchiidae
Gene: hars
Product: histidyl-tRNA synthetase
Biological process (GO): histidyl-tRNA aminoacylation; mitochondrial translation
Cellular component (GO): cytosol; mitochondrion; cytoplasm
Molecular function (GO): histidine-tRNA ligase activity; identical protein binding; ATP binding
Source: RefSeq, a predicted model, not a curated record